Messenger RNA from Caenorhabditis angaria, 6777 nucleotides. The record is from the annotation of a GenBank genome assembly. Lineage: Eukaryota; Metazoa; Nematoda; Chromadorea; Rhabditida; Rhabditidae.
AUGCUGAGAUUUUCGGCAAUUUUUGUGAUUUUACGUAAGAUUUCGCGCUGAAAAUGGGAAAUAUUUGGAUUUUUGAGCAAAAUUUUGAGGCGGAAUGGAAAAAUUAGAGUUCUAUAGGCUCGACUGCUCGAGAUCCAGGUUCUCUAGGCUCGGCUGCUUGAAAAUAGAGUUCUCUAGGCUCGACUACUUGUGAACUAUGAUCUCUAGGCUCGGCUGCUUGAGAAAUAUGAUCUCAAGGCGAUGCUGCUUGAGAUCUAGGUUCUCUAGGCUCGGCUGCUUGAGAAAUAUGAUCUCAAGGCGAUGCUGCUUGAGAUCUAGGUUCUCUAGGCUCGGCUCCUUGACAAUAUGGUUCUCUAGGCUAGGCUGCUUGAAAAUGAAGUUCUAUAGGCGUGGCUGCUUGAGAACUAUGAUCUCUAGGCUCGGCGGCUUGAGAUAUAUGAUCUCUAGGCUCGGCUGCUUGAGAUCUAGGUUCUCUAGGCGCGGCUCCUUGACAAUUCGGUUCUCUAGGCUCGGCGGCUUGAGAUAUAUGAUCUCUAGGCUCGGCUGCUUGAAAAUGAAGUUCUAUAGGCGUGGCUGCUUGAGAACUAUGAUCUCUAGGCUCGGCGGCUUGAGAUAUAUGAUCUCUAGGCUCGGCUGCUUGAGAUCUAGGUUCUCUAGGCGCGGCUCCUUGACAAUUCGGUUCUCUAGGCGCGACUACUUGACAAUUCGGUUCUCUAGGCGCGGCUGCUUGAGAUCUAGGUUCUCUAGGCUCGGCUCCUUUACAAUAUGGUUCUCUAGGCUCGGCUGCUUGAGAACUAUGAGCUCUAGGCUCGGCUGCUUGAAAAUAGAGUUCUCUAGGCUCGGCUGCUUGUGAACUAUGAGCUAUAGACACUGCUGCUUGAAAAUAGAGAUCUCUAGGCUCGGCUGCUUGAAAAUGUAGUUCUCUAGGCUCGGCUGCUUGACAAUAUGGUUCUCUAGGCGCGGCUCCUUGACAAUUCGGUUCUCUAGGCUCGGCUGCUUGAGAUCAAAAAACAUUUUUUUUUUCCAGUCAUCCAAAAUCAUGUGGUGUCUAGCGCCCCAAUGUGCCCAAUUGGUGAUAUCAAUCCUGCAUCAUGUACUGAAAACGAAUUGAUGUACCUUAGUGAAGGACAAGACAUAUGUUGUCGUAAGUUAAGCCCCGCCCCUUUUUGUGACGCCAAAAAAUCACCUAUUUUGUUUCCAGCAAAUCACACACCGUGCACUGAUACCGGUAUGAUUGCCACGUUUUUUUCGCAAAUGAAAAAUGAGGAAAUUUUGUAUGCCACCAAAAUCAAAGACGUCAAAUUGGCCCUUCCAAAUCACGAUUUUAAAGGAUAUGUGGAGCAGAAGACUGGAGAUGAUGGACGCAUUUUUAUUUGUCGUGAGUUGACACAACGAUGCUACGCGUUUACGCCGGGGACUAGAAAACCAACUAGUCCCCGACUUCAAAAUUUUCAAUUUUUUUGAAGCUGGUAGACUAGAAACAUCACAUGGAGAACUGGCUUGAAUUUUCCUUAAAAAAUUUUUUUGAAAAUCUUGAGAGGGACUAGAAAACCAACUAGUCCCCUACAUCAACAUUCAUGAAAAUUGCAUCAUUUCAACCAGAAAAUCAUCAUUUUCGGUUUUUCAGGCGCGUCGCGGUCAUGCGCUGCGUGUUUGACAUUUGAAAAUAUAGCAUGCAUCGCAUGACCGCUUGCCACGUGGAAUUUUGAGCUGAAAUUGAUGUUUUGCUGAAAAUUAGUCAAAAAUUAUGUAUUUGGAGCUGAAAAUCGUGAAAUUUGGAGGAUUUUGAGCCAAAAAUCAUUAAAAUUGCAUCAUUUCAACUUGAAAAUCAGUAUUUUCAUGUUUUCAGACGCGUCGCGGUCAUGCGAUGCGUGUUUGACAUUUAAAAAUAUAGCACGCAUCGCAUGACCGCUUGCCACGUGGAAUUUUGAGCUGAAAUUGAUGUUUUGCUGAAAAUUAGUCAAAAAUUUCAUCAUUUCAACCAGACAUUCAAUAUUUCCGGUUUUUCAGGCGCGUCGCGGUCAUGCGCUGCGUGUGUGACAUUUGAAAAUAUAGCACGCAUCGCAUGACCGCGACGCGUCUUUGCAAAGACUUGCCACGUGGAAUUUUGAGCGUAAAUUAGAGUUUUGACCAAAAUUAGUCGAAAACUAUGCAUUUUGAGCUGAAAAUCGUGAAAUUUAGAGCAUUUUGAGCCGAAAUUCAUGAAAUUUGCAUCAUUUCAACCAGAAAAUCAACAUUUUCAGUUUUUCAGGCGCGUCACGGUCAUGCGCUGCGUGCCCCUGAAAAAUUGUGAUUUUUUAGCCCUUGAACACCUCGAUUUGGUAUUUUUAGCUCGCGGACUAGAAAUCCAAAUUUGUAGCAUUUGGAGAACUAGUCCCUGACUUCAAAUUUUCCAGCCAAACCCGUCAACUAUCUCCACUACGAAAUCAAACAUUUCAAACCUGCCGAUUCAAUUCACGCCACUUAUUUGCCCACCAAAAACAGCGAUGGAAAAUACAAGACGUGUGUGAUCAAUGGGGAUUGCGAAAAAGGACAAUAUUGCGGACACGCCACAAAUUUCGCCACAAAUCACAAUUUUGCCGGAAAAUGUCAAACAGACAACAAAUAUUGUCACGGUGUUCGCUCGUGCACCGCAAGUAAUCCGUGUGUAAUUGAUGAGCAGAAGUGGCUCCAUGUGGAGCCCACUGUCAAAUUUUGCUACUAUAAACCGGUGCCCGGACCGCAGAGCAAUGAGAAAAUGACGAAUAUUCAAUUGCAAAUUCGUGCACACGGAAGUGGUUUCAAUAUUUGUGACGCGGACGCGGAUUGUAAAUUGGGAGAUGAGAUUGGAUAUUGUUUUAAAGGGGAUUUGGAUCAGAAUGGACAAAAAUGGACGCAAUAUCAGGAGGAUGGGGAUAAGAAUGAGAAGAAGCCUGGAUUUCGUGUGCAUAAAUCGGGAGUUUGUGCGGAAGGUGAGCUGAAAUUUGAGUUUUUGAUAAAAAUUAGUCAAAAAUUGAGCAAAAACUAAGCAUUUGUGAGCCGAAAAUCAUUAAAUUUGGAGCAUUUUGAGCCUGAAAAUCAGAAUUUUCUGUUUUUCAGGCGCGUCGCGGUCUGCGCUGCGUGUUUGACAUUUAUAAAUAUAGCACGCAACGUAUGACCGCGACGCGUCUUUACAAAUACUUGCCACGUGGAAUUUUGAGCUGAAAUUUGAGUUUUUGCUGAAAAUUAGUCAAAAAUUGAGAAAAAAUCAAUAAUUUUCCUCUGAAAUUCAUGAAAAUUGCAUCAUUUCAACCUGAAAAUCAGUAUUUUCAAGUUUUCAGGCGCGUCGCGGUCAUGCGCUGCGUGUUUGACAUUUGAAAAUAUAGCACGCAUCGCGUGACCGCUUGCCACGUGGAAUUUUGAGCUGAAAUUAGGAGUUUUGAUUGAAAUUAGUAAAAAACUAUGCAUUUUGAGCUGAAAAUCGUGAAAAUUUUAAGCAUUUUGAGCCUUGAAAUUCAUGAAACUUGCAUCAUUUCAACCAGAAAAUUAGUAUUUUCAAGUUUUCAGACGCGUCGCGGUCAUGCGUUGCGUGUUUCAGUGUUUUUCGUGAUUUUUAGCCCUUGAACUCCUUGAUUUGCUGGUUUUUUUAGCUCGCGGACUAGAAAUCCAAAUUUGGAACAUUUGGAAAACUAGUCCCUGAGUUUGAAUUUUCAGGUUCAAAGCUUGGGGACUAGAAAAUUCACUUGGAAAACAAGUUGAAAUCUUGAAAAAUAACACAAUUCUUUAGGGGACUAGAAAACCAACGGAAAAACUAGUCCUCGACUUUAAAUUUUGCUCUAAAACUUGGAAUUCUGAAAUGAAACAUGCAGCGCGUGACCGCGACGCGUCUAAUUUUUGUGUGAUAUAAAAAAGGCUUCAUGGUUUUAGCGCCAAUUUUUAAGAUUUAAAAUUUUGCCACGUGGAUUUUUGAAUUGAAAAUUUAUGAAAUUCAAAAAUUCUCUAGAAUUUUUUGAAAAUCCCAAAAUUUUUUGCAGCCAAGCCAAUCUCAUUCACACUCUAUCAACGAUUCCAAAAACUAUCAAACACCGAAAAAUUGGGCGAUGCAGGCCUCAAAUUUAUGGCCGUCGAUUGGGCCGCCAAAAAUUAUCUGUAUCGAGAUGAGAUGAAGAAAUGCGCCGCGAAUUCGGAAUGCGGUGGCGACGAAUUUUGUGACCAUAUUUUCCAUCCAAACGAGCAGCCACCUCAAUCCGGAUUCGAUAAACACAACAAGUUUUGUUUCAAAAAACCCGGCCAGCCGACGGCGGCGACGAGCCCGAUUAAUUUCACAGCUCCCGCGAAUUUGGUUGGACUUGUGCCGUGUGAUACGACUGCUGAUUGUCGACAACAUGGAACUGAUGGAUUGUCCUUUUGUCAGGAUUUGGGAGAAAAGAAGUGGAGAUUUCCGAGAUUUGCCGAUGGAAAAGUGACGCAAUAUCAAGGACUUUGUUUGGAGGGUGAGUUGGGAUAACUUGAAGAAAAAAACAACGACACUCCGCUUACAUGUGACGUCAUUCGGAGUAUCGUUGUUUUUCUGGCAAAUUUAAAUUUUCAAAAAAAAUUUGAAUUUAAUGUUUUUGACACCGGAAAUGAGCGGGUUUAAGUUGGAAAUUUGAAUUUUAAUUUGAAUUCACCCAAAAAUAAUUCAAAAUUCAAUUUUGCAGGUGAAAUCUGCGCCCAACCGAAUCGUUUUGGUGAAACAUUCAAAUGGAAAUCGGGUGGAGUUCCGCCAACUUAUAGUUGCACCAAAAAUUCGGAAUGUAAAGAUGGUGGAAACACGAAAGAUACUGAAAAUGAGAAGGAGGUUUUUGAGUGAGUUUAGCGGAAUGCUGGAGUGUCGUAGGGGCGAAAUUUGAAUAUUCUAAUUUCCCGCGUGAACUAAUCAGUGUAAUUAUGGAGUGUCGUAGGGGGUUUUUUUUGAAAAAAAUCAAUAAUUUUUUGCAGAGAUGUUUGCAUGGUCAGCAAACCCUUCAAUUCCCUAUCCGCUUGCUGUUAUCGUCAAACAAUGCGAUGUCCCGGACAAAACUCAAAAGUCAUUUUCCCCGACAAACGUUGCGGAAAAACCCCAUCGACCGCCGCCAAAAUUGACGCGUUUAUCGAAUGUUAUGGAGACCGCGACGCGUUGCUUUCCGCAUCUUCCGCAACACGCGACAAAUGGUGUGAUUUGCGCAGUAAUCAAUGUUGUCAAGAUUCAUCGCCCGACGCGUUUUGUCCAGAUGCACAAGUUCCAUUGUAUGCGGAACCGGAAUGUAAGGGUUAUGACGUGGCAAAAGUUGGAAGUGGAAUUUGUGAACAACAGAAUGCCGUGUGUAAAUUGGGACAUUGUUGUGCAAAUGGUUGGAUUUUUGGAGGGAAAAUUUGAAUUUUCUAAUUUCGCGCGCACAUGAAUUAAUGUAAUUACGGAGUAUCGUAGAAUUUUUUGCAAAAGCCUAUAAAACCUUCAAGCUUUGUGAUUUCCCGCCCGCGCAGAAGUUGACGUAAUUCAGGAGUAUCGUAGUUUUGCAAAAUCCGAAAACAUUCAAAAUUUUCAAUUUCGCGCGUAAAAGGAUUAGCGUAAUUCUGGAGUAUCGUAGUGCUCUCUCAGAGUCUACAAUAAAAUUUAAAUUUCGUAAUUUACCGCUCAGGAAGACCAACGUAAUAGUGGAGUAUCGUAGAAUUUUUUGCAAAGCCUAUAAAAUUCAAGCUUUGUGAUUUCCCGCCCGCGCAGAAGUUGACGUAAUUCAGGAGUAUCAUAGUUUUGCAAAAUCCGAAAAUAUUCAAAAGUUUCAAUUUCGCGCGUAAAAGGAUUAGCGUAAUUCAGGAGUAUCGUAGUGCUCUCUCAGAGUCUACGAUAAAAUUUAAAUUUUGUAAUUUACCGCUCAGAAAGAUCAACGUAAUCCUGGAGUAUCGUAGAAUUUUUCAGCCAUCGAUUGCAAAUGGAAAAGUGGUCAAACCAGAGUUCAGUUAUAUCACAUCUCAACCUUGUACUCCAGGAUCUCUACCUUCUCAAUUUUCAGCCGGAUAUUGUGAUCCAAAAUCCAAGAAAAUUGUGAUAAUUGGCCUGAAAUCACCGAAAGGAAUUCCCCUUAAAAAAUCACCGGAAACUCCGAAAUUAUGCCAAAAAGAUACAGAUUGCUCAUCGGAUAAUUCGAUUUUGUGUUUGAGAGAAAAUUCGAAGGAUCCUGAAGCCUAUUGUUAUUUGGAUCCGUUGGUGAGUGGCUUCAAAAUGACACCAAACACACCCUAUUUUGGCGCCAAAAACUACAGUAACCUGAUGCCUCGUAAAAAUACGUUUCACAAAUUUGAUAUGAAUUUUUUCUUGAAAUUUAUUUCUGGUUUCAAUUUGCGGGAAAUUUCAAAUAAAAGAACAGGUUUUAGACUAGAUACUGUGGUUUUUGGCGCCAAAAAUAGCUACAGUAGCUCAAACUUUUGCGCGCCAAAAAAUUCUUAAAAUUCAAUUUUCAGAAUGAACCAGCUAAAAAAGAGGAGGAAUCAAUGACAACUACAAUUAUCAUAAUUGUGGUAAUUGUGAUUUUGAUAAUUGCACUCGCCGGAAUUGGCGGAGUAUUGUUGUAUUUGAAAAAGAAGAAUAAAAAGAAGGAUGGAAAAAAAGGAAAAGGAAAAGAUAAAAAAGGAAAUGAGAAAGAUAAGAAGAAAGAAGGAAAGAAUGACAAAAAGGGAGGAAAAAAGGGAAAAAAAGGAGGAGGAAAAGGAUCGAAGAGCAAAACUAAGAGCAAGACACCGGAAACUGGAAGCAAAGAGACUGGAACUGUGACUGAUGAGACUGGAGGAGCUGGAGUUUGA